Messenger RNA from Rhodofomes roseus, 843 nucleotides. RefSeq lists its product as uncharacterized. The record is from RefSeq and is a predicted model, not a curated record. NCBI's taxonomy places the organism in Eukaryota, Fungi, Basidiomycota, Agaricomycetes, Polyporales, Fomitopsidaceae. The coding region runs from base 77 to 664 and encodes 195 amino acids. The transcript has 2 exons.
AUGAUGUGUCUGACCGCUACGCUCAUGAAGGUACCCACGUGUCGGGGCUACGCCCUCUUUGUAUACCUCAGCGCAGAUGCCCGGGACAAUUCCGCCAGCGCUCCCGUUCUGGUCAGACGCCGGGGCCACCAGCAUUCAUCACAGCACUGCCUAUGGACCGGCGACCGCCUACACCGAUCAGUACCGGGAUUUGUCUCCAACAAUGUACAGCCCGCACCAAGCGUCUUCGCCCGGGUCCCCUUCUUCGUCUUCGCCCUCGAGUUAUCACUCCGUUUCCCCCCACCAGCUCAUCGGCAUGCCGCACAUUCCAGAGUCGAUUCCAUUUUUUCCUGCCGAUCCCGUCCCUCGCGUUCCAUGUCUCUGGCUUGGCUGCAACGUCCUACUCGAUGAUAUCUCUACUGCAGGGAUCAAACGCCACAUCCGCGACUGGCAUGCGGAUCUGUCCGGGACGUCCCACAAGGACCGCAGGGCAUGCUUGUGGGAUGACGGCAAUGGAAGCGUAUGUGGCCGCGAGCUCGACGCCGCUAGCUUUGCCAAGCAUAUCGCGUCGGUGCACUUAAAGAGCACCGCACAGGAGUGCGAGUACUGCCACAACACGAUCGGUCGGGCCGAUUCGCUCGCUCGGCAUAAGCGGGACCACUGCCCGCAUCGUCCUCGCAAGUGAAGCCGAGCACAUGCCAUAAUCAUUUCGCGGCUUGGAGGGUGGUACGCCUGGUUCGUCUGGUCUUCAGGCUCUUGAUAAGUUCUUGCACUACUUUGUGCGCCUACAUCCCGCCUCCCAUGCCGUGUGGCGCAGGCGCUAUCCACAAAAGUAUACCUCGUACUGGUUCAUUGGUUAUCUGG